This is a messenger RNA of Marmota monax (woodchuck), 1969 nucleotides long. RefSeq names its product WD repeat domain 86 (gene Wdr86). Lineage: Eukaryota; Metazoa; Chordata; Mammalia; Rodentia; Sciuridae. The transcript is spliced from 6 exons. The coding region runs from base 437 to 1579 and encodes 380 amino acids. The record is from RefSeq and is a predicted model, not a curated record. Gene Ontology annotation, molecular function: protein binding.
CCGCCCACUCCGGGGCACGGCGCGGGCCGGGAGGGCGCGCGGGGCGCCGGGCACUCGGCUUCCCGGGUUCCUCCGCCCGCAGCUGCCGAGAGGCGGGGGCCUCCCUCGCACCGCGAGUCCCUGCUGCCCCGCCGGCUGGGCGGGGUGGGAUCUUCGGAUUCCGGAGAGAGAGGGGCGGUUUGUGUCCACGCACCUGGGACUCCAUCGGGGGGUCCAUCGUGCGCCUCAGCACAGUCUCCUGCCGAAGGCCGGUGGGCGGCGGGGACGCUGGGCCCCUGACCUGACCCCGCGGCGCCGCGAGCCCCCGCAGAAGUCGGGCGCCCGGGACCCCGCGAUGGCCGCGGGCGGAUACGGCCCCACGGAGCCGCUGCGUGGACGCCGGAGCGCCCCUCCCUAGCGGAGCCAGCUGCUCCUAGUCCCCGGCCCCGCCGGCGGGAUGGGGGGCGGCGGGUCGUCCCUGAGGGUCUGCACGGAUCACCGCGGGGGCAUCAACUGGCUGAGCCUGAGCCCGGAUGGGCAGCGCCUGCUGACCGGCAGCGAGGACGGCACGGCCAGGCUCUGGAGUACUGCGGACGGCCGGUGCUGCGCGCUCCUGCAAGGACAUGAGAGCUACGUCACCUUCUGCCAGCUGGAGGAGGAGGCUGCCUUCACCUGCAGCGCCGACUGCACCAUCAGGAGGUGGGACGUGCUGACCGGGCAGUGCCUGCAGGUGUACCGAGGACACACGUCCAUCGUGAACAGGAUCCUCGUUGCCAACAACCAACUCUUCAGCGGCUCCUACGACCGGACAGCUCGCGUCUGGACUGUGGACGAGGGGCAGGCGUCCCGGGAGCUCCGGGGCCACCGCAACUGCGUGCUCACGCUGGCCCACUCCAGCCCCUGGGAGGUCCCUGGCACACCCCGCCUGGAGGAGGCCGUGGCUGGGGGGCUCCUGGUGACCGGCAGCACGGACGGCACAGCCAAGGUGUGGCAGGUAGCCAGUGGCUGCUGCCACCAGACACUGCGGGGCCACACGGGCGCGGUGCUGUGCCUGGUUCUGGACGCGCCUGGCCGCACGGCCUUCACUGGCAGCACCGAUGCCACCAUCCGCGCCUGGGACAUCCUGAGCGGGGAGCAGCUGCGCGUGUUCCGGGAACACCAGGGCUCUGUCAUCUGUCUGGAGCUGGUGGACCGGCUCCUGUACUCGGGCAGCGCGGACAGGACUGCCAAGUGCUGGCUGGCACACGAGGGGGAGCACGUGUGCACCUUCCCAGCCCACAGACACAGCGUGAGCACCCUCAAGUACCACGCGGGCACCCUAUUCACGGGCAGUGGGGAUGCCUGCGCCCGGGCCUUUGACGCGCAGUCGGGAGCGCUGCAGAGGGUGUUCCGGGGCCACAGCUUUGUCAUCAACUGCCUGCAGGUGCAUGGCCAGGUGCUCUACACUGUGUCCCAUGAUGGCACGCUGCGCCUCUGGGACAUGCGUGGUCUCCGGGCCCCGCCACCCACGCCUCGCAGGCCAGCAGCCAAGCGCAGCCUGUCACGCCUGUUCAGCAACAAGGUGGCCUGUGCCCCGGACACACGGCUGCAGGCUGCCUGAGAACAGCAGGUGGUGCCCAAGCCCAGGCGCACGGAGGCAGGCCUUGGUCUCUGCUCCUGGACUUUCCCGAGCCUCAGCUGCAGGUGACGUGUUGGGAUGAGGAGGUGUAUACCUGCCCUGGGGGAUGGCUCCCUUCCCCUGGGGGAGGCUCCUUUUUGUCCCUACCUCCUGAGCUAAGACCUUGUCAUCUGGCCUCCUCUGAAACCCUCCCAACUCUUGAGGACUCCAGUCUGAUGCCCCCAAGCUCUGGAAACUUCUAGAAACCUCGUAUGGCUGGCCCCUUCCUGCUGAGAGGAAAUGAGGACAUUUCUACUUUGGCAAAUUGUUCUGGCAAAUUGUGUCCUGAGGACCCUCAUGAAGAACUCAAAUACACACCCUGUAAAGCUCGAA